AUUUACAUGAAAAUAAUAUGAAGCACAUGUUCACCCUCAAAAUUAAAGCCGAGGUUAGGCUUGGCUUCGCUGAUCGACGCGCCGACGGUUAAAAGAGAUCCAGCGUUGGACAAUAUCCCCGCCACUCUAUCUGUUCCUACCACUCGUACGUGCUGUACAGAGAACACAAGACGCUUAUCGAGGCUUACGGUGACAUCUUACGAAUUGUGCAUCUGAAAUUAGAGAAGAGCGAGAUUCAAUCGCCGCAAUUCCAUCGAUACAUAAUCUGGACAUCGCAUCAGGACGAAAAUCGCUCUCAUCUUUUCCUGACUCCUGACCAUAAUCAUGGCGGCAUCCAACGGAGGCAAAGACUUUAUCAUCAAGCACAUGAAUGCCGACCAUCAGGAUUCGUUGGUGCUCUAUCUCCGGGUCUACUCCCAAAUCUCCGCCAGGGAGGCCAAGUCUGCUCGAUUGGAAGACAUCAGUCUCUCGGACCUGGUCAUCAGCGCCAAUGGCACGCGAUACAGUGUUCCAGUUGACCCGCCGAUGAAAACAUUCUCGGAUGCACGAUCUCGAGUGGUGGCCAUGCACAAAGAAUGCUUGCAGAAGCUGGGAAUCUCUGACAUUAUCAUCAAGGAAUAUCGAGCUCCCCGGGGUGCUGGCGCCGUGACCUUCGCCAUCUGCCUUGCCAUCUUGCUUGGGUAUCCCCGACAGACCGAUUUCCAACCCGGCUCGAUUCUCUACGACACCAUUGGCCUUGCCAAUAUCCCUUCGGUGGCCGAGUUCCUCUACAGUUUCCAACCUCUUCUCUUCCCACUCGUGCUCGGUGCUCACUUGCUUGAAACAACUCUAUUUGCGUUUCUGCGACUGAAGCCUCACGGAGUAACCUUCUUAUCGGGCGUAUGGUUCGCAUGGAUUGUGUCAACUCUGAUUGAAGGAGGGGGAGCAUGGAUGAGAUUUGGGAAGAUGGUGAAGAAGGAGAGUGCGAAGAGGGAGCAUCGCCAGUGAUGGAUGGAGAUGAUUAAUUAAUCACAUGUAACUAGCAUAGAACGUAUUCGGUACCUGAAUACUAAUAAUAUUAUUAUCAUAAUUAACCUCGUCAUGAACCGAU
Messenger RNA from Aspergillus wentii DTO 134E9, 1090 nucleotides. RefSeq names its product DUF2470 domain-containing protein. The coding region runs from base 325 to 987 and encodes 220 amino acids. The transcript has a single exon. The record is from RefSeq and is a predicted model, not a curated record. Lineage: Eukaryota; Fungi; Ascomycota; Eurotiomycetes; Eurotiales; Aspergillaceae.